GAUCCAACCGAAAGAGAGAGAGAGAGAGAGAGAGGGGAAUGGAGAGCGGGGCGGUGAGGUACGGGAUCAUAGGGGUGGGGAUGAUGGGGAGGGAGCACAUGGUCAACCUCGCCCACCUCCGCAGCGAGGGUGCCACUGUCACCUGCGUCGCCGACCCCCACCCUUCCUCGCUGGAGCACGCCCUCGACCUCGCCCGCUCCCUCCACGCGCCACCUCCCGCGGUAUUUCCAGGACAUCGUCAGCUAUUAGACAGUGGACUUUGUGAUGUUGUGGUUGUGUCAUCUCCAAACAUGACGCACUUUGAAAUUCUCAUGGAUAUAAUUAACCAUCAUAAGCCCCACCAUGUUCUCGUGGAAAAGCCAUUAUGCACUACUGUUGAGGACUGCAGAAAGAUUGUGAAUGCAGCCAAGCAGCGGCCAGAUAUUCUAGUCCAAGUUGGACUAGAAUACAGGUAUAUGCCUCCUGUAUCUAAACUAAUUGACAUAGUGAAGAGUGGAAUACUCGGGCAUGUCAAAAUGGUGGCAAUCCGCGAACAUCGAUUUCCUUUCCUGGUUAAGGUCAACAAUUGGAACCGUUUUAAUGUUAACACCGGGGGAACUCUGGUUGAGAAGUGUUGCCACUUUUUUGAUUUGAUGAGGCUGUUCGCAGCCGCAAAUCCUGUUCGUGUGAUGGCUUCUGGAUCUAUUGAUGUUAACCACAAGGAUGAGACUUACGAUGGAAAGGUCAUUUUUUUCUACACUUCCAAUGAAGAUAUCUCAAGCACUUGGAUUCUUCUGGUUGAUUGUAUGCCAAUCAUUCUUGUGCCAGACAUCAUUGAUAAUGCAUUCGUGAUAGUAGAAUUUGAUAAUGGUACUCGUGGCAUGCUUGACUUGUGCAUGUUUGCUGAAGGCAGCAAGAAUGAGCAAGAAAUAUCUGUCGUAGGUGACAUUGGGAAGGGUGAGGCCUUUGUUCCUGAGAGCAUUGUACAUGUUGGCCUUAGAGCUGAAGGAAGAGCUGGAGUGAAGAUAGAAAAAGCCGAGGAUGCACGAAUCAAUCUAGGUAUGAUGGACUACAUCAUGGAUCAAGCUACCUGGAACACCUGCAUUUUUUAUCUGUGAUCAAAGGUGAAAGUAUCGAUGCCCCUGCCGUCAGCUUGAUGGAUGGUCUGUUAUCUGUUGCAAUCGGCGUUGCUGCUCAACUUUCAAUCGAGAAAGGACGCUUUAUUACCAUUCAAGAGAUCUUGCAAUGCUAGGACUUACGAUCAUUCAUUUCAAGGUAUUCAAUGACUAUUAAGGCUUAUAUUUUUUUUUUUGUUCAUAUAUUAUCAUUGAUCCUUUUGAGAUCCAGCAUUAGUUACCUCCUUGUAUUGUUCCUAUACAAACUUAAACAUGAGCUUUAUCAAUUGUGCUGUGCCCUAUGUUAGUCACCGAGAACAUCUCUAAAGAUGCUUUCUUCGAGAGUGGUAUCUCAAUGUUGACUCAGUCCCUUCAGAAGGAAGCUUUCAUCGUGUUCAUUCAUCCGUCAUUCAGAUUGGAGUAACGAUGAAGUUAUCUUCGCCGAUGGAUCAUCAUCCAACAUCUAACCAAUGUGUUUAUGGUAUCGUAAUUAUUGUUGCAACAUUAAUAUUAGAUUAAAUAUAUCUAUAAUAGAUUAUGUGUGUUGUUUCUUAA
Messenger RNA from Musa acuminata AAA Group (dessert banana), 1649 nucleotides. RefSeq lists its product as uncharacterized. The transcript has 7 exons. Lineage: Eukaryota; Viridiplantae; Streptophyta; Magnoliopsida; Zingiberales; Musaceae. Gene Ontology annotation, molecular function: nucleotide binding. The record is from RefSeq and is a predicted model, not a curated record. Bases 39 to 1097 code for a protein of 352 amino acids.